AUGUCUUGCGCAUGCGCGGGCCGGGCCAUCUUUGGUAUUGGGGGUGACUACUAUCGCAAGCCCAGCCCAGCCCAGCCCAUAGCUCAGCUCAGCUCAGCUCAGCUCACUCAGCUCAGCUCAGCUCAGUCCCAGCGUACUCGACUGCGAUAA
This is a messenger RNA of Plenodomus lingam JN3, 150 nucleotides long. Lineage: Eukaryota; Fungi; Ascomycota; Dothideomycetes; Pleosporales; Leptosphaeriaceae. The record is from RefSeq and is a predicted model, not a curated record.